Sinocyclocheilus rhinocerous is the source of this 1969-nucleotide messenger RNA. RefSeq lists its product as uncharacterized. The coding region runs from base 370 to 1518 and encodes 382 amino acids. The record is from RefSeq and is a predicted model, not a curated record. NCBI's taxonomy places the organism in Eukaryota, Metazoa, Chordata, Actinopteri, Cypriniformes, Cyprinidae. The transcript has 7 exons.
ACUUCAUGUUAUGUAAGAGCCUUGACUGCCUCACUGUAUGCUGUAGGAUAACAGCAGCAGUGAGCGGACAGGCAGAGCAGAUGCUGUGUACAUACACAGGGAAGCCUACGCUUAAUACAGCAGGAGAAACAGAGAAGAAUCUGACAUUUUUAGGAGCUAUGGGCAUAAGCUUGGAUGCACUAAGCUUGGAUGAGCCUGGAUAUUCACAGACACCUCAAGGAAAAGGAGCUAUUUGCAAGAUUCCUUCUUGUGGCACUAUGAAUGGAUUAUAAUCAGCAAUGUUUAACUUGCUACGCGGAGUAUUGUGAUCACCUCAGGACAAAUCUGCUGUUUUGAUCCUUGUCCUGCGGCCCCUGGGGGCCUGUGAUCAUGACAUCAGCGUGGUCCUUGAUGUGGGUUCUGUGUGGACUGAUGGUGUGGUUUCCCCACACUCACGCAGCCUCAGUGAGCCCCAAUCUGCUCAUGACCACCUCUGAUCCAACCACUGACGAACAACCAAUCAAUCAAGAGCAUCCGACUGAACCUACAGAUCCACCCAGCAACAACACAGCCUCCGUGAGCCACAAUCUGCUCAUGCCAACCUCUGAUUCAACGACUGACGAGCAACCAAUCAAUUCAGAACAUCCGACUGAACCUACAGAUUUAUUCAGCUACAAUGAUACAGCCUUAGUGAGUUCCAUUCUGCUCAUGACCACUUCUGAUGCAACAACUGAAGCACAAUCAACCACUCCAAAACUUCAGAAUGACUCUACAGAUCUGCCCAGCAGCAACAACACAGGACUUGCGUGUAUUUCUGUGCUUCCCCCACGACGGGGAUCAUACUACGUGGAGCAUGGCACAGGGGUGUCUGUGGGCUCCAUGCUUGUGUUCUGGUGUAAGGAGGGCUACCAGCUGGUUGGCCAUGAGAAAAUCACAUGCAUCCUACAUGCAGGCGUCCCUCGAUGGAGCAGCUACCUGCCAGUCUGUGAGAGCGUCCCUCGACCAAAUGACCAGGGACUUCGCAUUGCUUUACUGGUGUCUGUUGUGAGCGGGGUGGUCAUUCUUGUCAUGACUGUCUGCUUCAUCGUCUGCUGUUGUCAAGAGCGCAUGAGCAAAAAGAAGGAAAAGCAUCGGAUGGGGAGAAGCAGGAGAAGAGAAACACGGAGCUCUAGGUCUCGGAGGAGCCCGUCCUGGCUGGAGAGAGAGCAUAUAGACUGGGAGGCAUUCCCUCCACCUAAACUUUUCAGCUUGUCCCAGCGUCUCGACCGACCACUGCCUCCUGGUAGUCCCAUUUAUUCAGAGGUCGUCAGAGCCUAUGAGAACAGAGGGUAUGAGAGGAGUCAGGAGAGUCUGCUGAGAAGCCCCCAUAGCACAAACCCUACAUACCACGCCAACAGUCAAAUCUACCCGGCCCUUGUUUUCCAAAGGGUUCAAACUGAGCCAAACCCCUCCACCUCUUCUACCACCCCAGUUUACGUACAGAUUUCUACACCUCCCAAAAACAAGACCCCACACGCUGCUACUGUCACCCACCCAUAGACUUGUCUCAACAGGAAUGCAAGCAAAGUAAUUUUUCUCAUCAGCAGCACUGAAUGUGGCCAAGACAGUACGGACAAAAUUGCACAGAUGUGUGGGCAGAUUUAACUGGUUGGUAUAACCAGAAGCACUUUGAUAUUUUUUAAUGUUGAUGAUGUCUUUUAGUAUUUGUUAUAUUGUAAAUAUAUUCCAUUUUGAGGUGGACCUGGUUAUUCUUGUUAGAUCUUUGAUAACACUAAAGGUACAUAAUUCAACCUAACUGUAAAUAGAAGUAGUUUUGAUGAUAUUGUAGUGUAUGAACAUAAAAUGAAACCAAAAUCUUUUUGUUUUGCACAGUUUAGAAAUUUCCUAGUGGUGGUCAACUACCAGCCAUUUUCAUUAUAUUGCAUUCAUAAUGUGUUGUAAAACAGCAAUAUAUACUCUUAGUUAGAAUGAGCCAUUUGUAACCUAACUG